Oryza brachyantha (malo sina) is the source of this 2936-nucleotide messenger RNA. Its product is annotated as V-type proton ATPase subunit a3-like. The transcript has 18 exons. Gene Ontology annotation, cellular component: vacuolar proton-transporting V-type ATPase complex; vacuolar proton-transporting V-type ATPase, V0 domain. The coding region runs from base 110 to 2572 and encodes 820 amino acids. Gene Ontology annotation, molecular function: proton-transporting ATPase activity, rotational mechanism; ATPase binding. NCBI's taxonomy places the organism in Eukaryota, Viridiplantae, Streptophyta, Magnoliopsida, Poales, Poaceae. The record is from RefSeq and is a predicted model, not a curated record. Gene Ontology annotation, biological process: proton transmembrane transport; vacuolar acidification.
GACCGCCUCCCGAGACGCCCUUCGGGCCGCGCCGCGCCGCGCCGCCCACCGGAGCGAGCGCGCGUCGAACCCCGGCCCGCGGAGGUCAACGUCAGGCGGCCUCCCCGCGAUGUCACGCGGCGGCGGCGGCGGGUGCUGCCCGUCGAUGGAUCUGAUGCGGUCGGAGGCGAUGCAGCUGGUGCAGGUCAUCAUCCCUGCGGAGUCCGCGCACCUCGCUGUCUCCUACCUCGGCGACCUCGGCCUCCUCCAGUUCAAAGACCUUAAUUCCGACAAGAGCCCAUUCCAACGGACUUAUGCUUCCCAGAUCAAGCGAUGUGGUGAAAUGGCUCGCAAGCUGCGGUUUUUUAGGGAACAAAUGUCAAAAGCUGCCAUAUCAACCUCUUCUACACAAUUUUCUGGAACCUUGGAAAUUGAUGAUUUAGAGGUUAAACUUGGAGAAUUAGAAGUUGAGCUGACUGAAGUUAAUGCAAACAAUGAAAAGUUACAGAGGACAUACAAUGAGCUGAUGGAGUACAAUGUUGUUCUACAGAAGGCUGGUGAAUUUUUCUCUUCAGCUCAACGAAGUGCAACAGAACAACAGAGGGAAAUGUCAGCAGAUCAGUCUGGUGAUUCUUCUCUGGAGAGUCCUUUAUUGCAGCAGGAAAUGGUGACAGAUCCAUCAAAACAAGUGAAACUUGGUUCCCUCAGUGGUCUUGUGCCAAAGGAAAAGGCUAUGGCCUUUGAACGUAUACUUUUCCGUGCUACUAGGGGUAACAUGUUUCUUAGACAAGAACCUGUUGAUGAAACUGUCACUGAUCCACUAUCUGGAGAAAAGGUCAUUAAAAAUGCAUUUGUUAUAUUCUACUCUGGGGAGAGAGCAAAAUCCAAGAUUGUGAAAAUCUGUGAUGCUUUUGGUGCCAACCGUUACCCGUUUCCAGAAGAUCUAGGCAAACAACUCCAGACUAUUCAGGAGGUAUCUGGAAAAAUAUCAGAGCUAAAGGCCACUAUUGAACUAGGUUUAGCUCACCGUGACAGCAUACUUAAAAGUAUUUCCUCAGAGUUUGAGCAUUGGAACACCCUGGUAAAGAAAGAAAAAGCUAUUUACCACACGUUAAACAUGUUGAGUCUUGACGUGACAAAGAAAUGCUUGGUUGCUGAGGGAUGGAGUCCUGUGUUUGCAACAAGUCAGAUCCAAGAUGCACUUCAGCGUGCCACUGUUGAUAGCAAAUCUCAAGUUGGUUCAAUUUUUCAAGUUCUCAACACACAAGAAUCUCCUCCAACAUUUUUCCAGACCAAUAAAUUUACUUCUGCUUUCCAGGAGAUUGUGGAUGCCUAUGGGAUUGCCAAGUAUCAAGAAGCAAAUCCUGGUGUCUUUACCAUUGUGACAUUUCCCUUCUUAUUUGCUGUCAUGUUUGGAGAUUGGGGCCAUGGUAUUUGUUUACUACUUGCAACACUGUACCUCAUAAUCAGAGAGAAGAAGCUAGCUUCACAGAAACUUGAUGAUAUAAUGGAUAUGAUGUUUGGUGGUCGCUAUGUGAUUUUGAUGAUGUCACUCUUCUCAAUUUACACUGGAUUGAUAUACAAUGAAUUUUUCUCAGUCCCAUUUGAACUCUUUGGUAAAUCCGCUUAUGCGUGCCGUGAUCCUUCUUGUGGAGAUGCUACCACGGAAGGAUUAAUUAAGGUGAGGCCAGCAUAUCCAUUUGGCGUCGAUCCUGUAUGGCAUGGUAGCCGCAGUGAGCUGCCUUUCCUUAAUUCAUUGAAGAUGAAACUGUCUAUUCUUCUUGGAGUUGCACAAAUGAACCUUGGAAUUUUGAUGAGUUACUUUAACGCAAAAUUUUUCAGAAAUGCCCUUAAUGUCUGGUACCAGUUUAUUCCUCAGCUCAUAUUCUUGAACAGCUUAUUUGGUUACCUUUCACUCCUCAUCAUUAUUAAAUGGUGCACGGGCUCAAAAGCUGACCUUUACCAUGUAAUGAUAUACAUGUUCCUGAGUCCAACCGACGAUCUUGGGGAGAACGAGCUAUUUCCUGGGCAGAAACUAGUGCAGCUUGUUCUGCUUCUGCUUGCUCUGGUUUCUGUGCCUUGGAUGCUGAUUCCCAAGCCAUUAUUCUUGAAGAGGCAACAUGAGCAGAGGCACCAAGGCCAACAGUACACCAUGCUUCAGGCCACAGAUGAAUCAGUAACAGAGCUGGAAGAAAACCAUGAAGACUCGCAUCACCAUGAGGAGUUUGAGUUCAGUGAAGUCUUUGUUCACCAGCUGAUCCACACAAUUGAGUUUGUGCUCGGUGCAGUCUCAAAUACCGCCUCAUACCUUCGUCUUUGGGCUCUCAGUCUUGCACACUCAGAGUUGUCCAGUGUCUUCUACGAGAAAGUUCUUGUUCUCUCAUGGGGGUACAAUAAUAUUUUCAUCCUCAUCAUUGGAGCAGUCAUCUUUCUCUUUGCCACUAUCGGUGUCUUGCUUGUGAUGGAGACCCUAAGUGCAUUCUUGCAUGCUCUGAGGCUCCACUGGGUAGAAUUCCAGAAUAAGUUUUAUGAGGGUGACGGAUACAAGUUUGCACCGUUUGCUUUCGCAUCAAUCAUCGAGGAGGAAGAUUGAGUCUGAAUUGUUGUAUGUAAUGUAGAAUGUAAAAUCGUAAGUCCUUCCCUGGAAUAAUCAUUGUUUAUCACCAUUGGUGAAGAUUCAGAAAACCCCAGUUCGUUGUGUUGGAGCAGGGGACGCCAAAUCAUUCUUUUUGCCUACACUAUUAGCCAUGCUAGGUUAUUCUGUAUAUUAUGAUCUGUUAUUACUUUGAGCAUUUACAAGAGCGGCUGGGACGAAGUUGCAAAUAAGUUAGUGCAUAGCAUAACUGCUUUUUACAUGGUGCUAUGUCAAUAAAUUUAUGUACUCAUGGAUGUGGCACGAGUGAUGUGUAUUUUGAAUUACACUUCUGGAAAUAAAUAAGUUUCAUUCUUCGUGCUUA